Messenger RNA from Oenanthe melanoleuca, 1366 nucleotides. RefSeq names its product 1-acyl-sn-glycerol-3-phosphate acyltransferase alpha-like. The transcript is spliced from 6 exons. The record is from RefSeq and is a predicted model, not a curated record. Gene Ontology annotation, biological process: phosphatidic acid biosynthetic process. Gene Ontology annotation, cellular component: endoplasmic reticulum; membrane. Bases 46 to 855 code for a protein of 269 amino acids. Lineage: Eukaryota; Metazoa; Chordata; Aves; Passeriformes; Muscicapidae. Gene Ontology annotation, molecular function: 1-acylglycerol-3-phosphate O-acyltransferase activity.
CGUGACUCAUUCACUGCUCUGCUCAACACACUCCAGGCUGGAAGGAUGGAGCUUUUCCUCCUUGACUACCCCUUUACCUGUCUUCUCAUUGCCUUUCUAGUCCUCUACCAGGUGAAACCUGCAUUCAGAUUCUUCUGCAAGAUGACCUUCUAUAAGUUGUGGCUCUUCACCAUAAGCAUUGGGGUUGCCAUCCUCAGUAUUCCUCGUGGACGUAACGUGGACAACAUGAUGUUUUUGCGCAUAUUGACCCGGCCACUCAAACACAUCUUUGGUAUUCAGAUCGUGGUGAAGGGCAAGGAGAACCUCAGGACUAAGAAACCUUUUGUCCUGGUGCUGAAUCACCAGACCUCCCUUGACAUCUUGGUGAUGAUGGAGGUCCUGCCGAAGCGCUGCGUGCCCAUUGCAAAGAAGGAGAUCCUGUACAUGGGCACGUUUGGCCUGGCCUGCUGGCUCGCAGGGGUCAUCUUCAUCGACCGCAAGAGGAGAGAAGAGUCCAUUGGCACACUGACAGAGGUGGCACACUCCCUGCACAAGGACAACCUUCGUGUCUUGAUCUUCCCUGAAGGAACUCGUAACCGUGGUGGCUCCAUGCUGCCCUUCAAACGUGGGGCCUUCCAGCUGGCUGUGAAAGCCCAGGUCCCCAUUAUUCCUGUAGUGUUUUCUUCCUACAACAGCUUCUACAACCAGAAGGAGAAGAAAUUUACAUCAGGAACGUUGAUCAUCCAGAUCCUGCCACAAGUGGAGACGCUGGGCCUGAGCCCAGAUGAUGUUCCCAAGCUGACAGAGCAGGUCCGUGACUCCAUGCUCUCCACCUACCAGGGGAUAUCGGGAAUGACGAACGGAGCUUCCCAUUAGGGAUCCCAUCUUCCAGCUCCAGCUGCUUGUGCCCCAGCUGAGGGGAGCCCAUGGCAACCACAGGAAACUUUGGCAGCAGAGACAACUGUGAUUGCAACAUUGACAUACCAGAGACAGGCAAAACAUCCACAAGGGAGAGAAGCUUCCAAGGGGAAUGUUGCUGUGUUCCUCCCAGACAACGGUGCCACCCAGGGGGACAGACACACAAUGGACAGAUGGACAUUUCUGUGUAAUCACAUUGUUGAGAAUGUCCCACCAGCUGGACCCUUCACGUGAUCAUCGCUGCCUGCUUAUAACCACCUUCCCCUGCUCACAUCCUACGAGGCGAAGGCAUUGAUCCCAAGCCUGUGACCAUGCUGCCUUGGGCUUUGAGGGCUGCCACAUUCCCCUGGAACACACUCAGGAGAAGGCACUCCAUGGGGAGGAUUUGGGAGGUACCCCUGCCAUGAGAGACAGAAACCAAGGCAGCUUUGGGACAGGGGAAUUAAAGACCUUACAUGUGUCUACAGGG